UGGUGAAACACAUAUGCAGUCAUGGCCACAACACAUAACUUCAUCUUCCUCAUCACUUCAUCUCUCUUGAUUCUAUCACUUCAUGCUGCUUCUGAUUCAAACUGCAGUCCUUCUGAGUGUGGUGAUAUUCGCAAUAUCAGCUACCCUUUCCGCCUCAAGGGCAAUCCCAGCCACUGCGGCCGUUCCAAAUACUAUGAACUAACAUGCGAACACAAUAUCACCUCCGUCUAUCUAAACUCUAUCAAAUACCAUGUCAAACACAUCAACUAUGAUUCCUCCACCAUUAGGUUGGUUGAUGCUUCCAUAAACACGGAUUCAAUAAAUUGCUCUUUCCCUCUCACUUCCUCCAAAUUCUACAAAUUCACCGAUCGUUCUUCUUCUCCAUACUAUAUUCUUGAUCCCUCUGAUAAGUUACUGCCAAUUAACUUGAUUACCUGCCCCAACCCGCUGCCGAAUUCUUCCCACUUUACAGAUAUUACUGCCUGUACUUUAUCACAUACCAGAUUUAGAUAUGCAUAUGUUGGGCACAUCAACGCCUCAGAGGUACCACAUAUGUGUAAAAUAGAUCUAAUAGUCUUGACAUCGUGGCUGGUUUUCGGGGAUUUUUUUAAUGCUUCACUCAUAGAAAUCCAAAAAUCACUCUUGUAUGGUUUUGAACUCAACUUCUGUGAUGAUUGCAAUGGAAAAUCCACAAUAUGGGGGAGACUCAUACAUCACUUAUCAGGACCUAAGCGUAAGGAUUUCUACUUUGAAUUCUAA
Salvia hispanica is the source of this 759-nucleotide messenger RNA. The record is from RefSeq and is a predicted model, not a curated record. Lineage: Eukaryota; Viridiplantae; Streptophyta; Magnoliopsida; Lamiales; Lamiaceae.